Molecule: messenger RNA, 660 nt
Organism: Encephalitozoon cuniculi GB-M1
Lineage: Eukaryota; Fungi; Microsporidia; Unikaryonidae
Product: ribosomal protein L1 domain-containing protein
Exons: 1
Coding region: 1-660 (219 amino acids)
Biological process (GO): translation
Cellular component (GO): large ribosomal subunit
Molecular function (GO): RNA binding; structural constituent of ribosome
Source: RefSeq, marked provisional
AUGAGCAAGCAAGCCGAAGAAGAGCAACUUGCAUUCCUUGAUUCCGGAAGGAUCAUUGGAAUUAUUAACCAGCUAAAGGAGAGCGAGGACCCGGAAAAGAUAGUUACUAUUCAGAUCCAGGUGAACCUCAAGGGAUUCGACCCCAGAAAGGACAAUAAGGUGUCGAAGGACAUGGUUCUGCCCUAUAGGGUGCGGAGCCUCGACAAGACGAUUGUGAUCGCUGACGAGGCGCAUGUCAAAGUAUGUAUCGAUGCGAAUCUGCCGUACGUGCCUAUCGACGAAAUAAGCGGGGACGAUAAGAAGGAUAUAAGAGAGUCUGUUCUAAAGAAGAAUAAGUUCUUUAUCCUCUGCCCUGGAUAUAACAAGAUUUACCAGCUCAAGAACAUUCUUAGAUGCGGAAAGACACCCCAUAUUCUUAGGAACGGCGACGACAUCAACGCUGUUUUCGAGACGGGAAAGAAAUCCUGCAAGCUCCGCAUCCAGGACGACUUUUCCGUUACUUCGUUUACUGUAGGCCACACCGGGAUGGAUUCCGAGCACAUAUACGAGAACAUCAAGGUGGGGAUGGGACUGCUUGUCUCCUAUCUAAAGAAUGGGUCCCAGAACCUGAAAGGUGUGAUGAUCAAGACUGACCAGUCGCCUCCGGUGACUCUCUAUUAA